Messenger RNA from Effrenium voratum, 1740 nucleotides. Lineage: Eukaryota; Dinophyceae; Suessiales; Symbiodiniaceae. The record is from the annotation of a GenBank genome assembly.
AUGGCACUGGACUUGCCGCAGUGGCUCUAUGACAUCUCGGCGCUGCCCAAUGGCUACGUGCUUCUGGGGCUCUUCGGGCCCUGCACCACGCCGAGCUUCGAGCAGAAGAGGCGCACCGUAUGCCUCGGAGAGGAUACGGAUGCUCUCAAAGGCCGCAACGACCUGUUCCGGCACGGGGACGAGUGGGAGCAGCAGCGGGGUAGGAGGUUCGAAUAUUUCAUCUACACAGAUGACAACGGGGAGUUCAACUUCACCCAGGACUGCACCCCCAGUUUCUGCGGGGAUGCGGCGCUGCUGCCGCAGGCGGGGGAGCUGCCUGGGGAGUUCUUCCAGCGCUUGCUGCUGGAGGAGCAGCCGGCGGUCGCCUCCCCCAUCAUCGUGGAGAAGAAGUGCCAGCCGGGGAGCAUGCGAAUCUGUACGCCGCACAUCGACUGCAAGUCGGUGGCGUACCACUGGUCCGCCCGCGGCAUGUUGGCACGGUACAUCGAGGAGUUCUCGACAGUGUCGCUCUUUGCGGGCACGACCUGCUUGCUGCAGGAGUUGCUGGAAUCUGCUUUCGAAGGAUACAGCUGGGUCUACCGCAUGUUCCAGCGCACUGGCAAUGCCACCAGAUUCAUGAAGCACCGGGGGCACUACAUUCGCAACCUCCACCCCUGCCUGCCCCGGAAGACGCCGGAGGGCGAGUUCCAAGACAGCGCCCUGGUGUCUUGGCUGAGGCCACAGCUCACCAGCUGCGCCUCCAGGAACCUCGGGCCCGCUGCUGAGCUGCAGAGGGGCUGUGGUGGAGUCUGCCAGAGGCCGCCCAAGGACGUCAACUACUCGGCCUUUCCUUGCCUGCCGUGGGCCAGCAUUGGCUCGGAGGAUUACUGCCGGCCGAAGCCCGUUGGGCAGAAGCCGCCGCGGUCCAAAGUCUGGGUGACUGAGGGGCUGGUGGGCAUGCUGGGCUAUGGUCUUCCGGACCUGCCAGAAGAGACCAACUCUUCAAGGGACCAGAUCUGCCGCCUGGGCCGAAACAACUUGGCCGCGCUGGCGAGGCUCUUCCACGGCCCUUUCCAGCGAAAGAGUCCUCACGUCCAAGCCCUGGUGGCGGCGGUGCAAGACCUGCACCGGGAGGAUUGCCACGAGCUGUGCUCCGCCGUGAUCAUGGGCGCCGGCGCCUUGGCCUUCCGCGAGGGCAUCAGCCGAGCUUCUGACGUUGCGGGCAUUCGUGUCUCCUGCAGGUUCGCAUUCUUGCGGGUGUGGUCCAUCAUGGACCUGCUGGGCGCUGGCUGGGUCUCUCUCUUCGAGCUGGCGCAGCGGGAGGCCGAAAGCUCGUGGCCCGCGGCGCCGCGCUUCGAGGACCUGGGGGAGAUCAAGGAGAUCCUCCGGCGAAUUCCGGUGCAGCACUGGCAGAGGAUCUCCCAAAGUGCUGACGAAGCACACUGGUCCUGCGAUGUACGAACUGCGGUGGAGCUGCUGCUGCAAGCAUCAGAGGAUGACAAGUGGCGCGCUGGAUUCAUCCAUGCAGCUCAAAUAUAUUUGUUCAGCUGUGAGUUCGAAACGCUGAUCCACCCCGGCAUGGCCGUGGUUUGGGCCUUGGUGGUGAAGCUGGGCCACAUGGGCGUGAACGCCUCGCUGCCUCCCGCCUGCGGAGCUGAAAGGUUGUUCAAGGCGCCGCGAAGGCCGUGCACGUUGAAAGAGUUGCUGAAAGGACUGACUGCUGUGGAGUCUAGCCUUGUCAUGCUGCUGCUUUUGCUGUAG